Magnusiomyces paraingens is the source of this 327-nucleotide messenger RNA. Its product is annotated as ribosomal protein P1. Gene Ontology annotation, molecular function: structural constituent of ribosome; protein kinase activator activity; ribonucleoprotein complex binding. The transcript has 2 exons. Gene Ontology annotation, biological process: cytoplasmic translation; translational elongation. Gene Ontology annotation, cellular component: ribosome; cytosolic large ribosomal subunit. NCBI's taxonomy places the organism in Eukaryota, Fungi, Ascomycota, Dipodascomycetes, Dipodascales, Dipodascaceae. The record is from RefSeq and is a predicted model, not a curated record. Bases 1 to 327 code for a protein of 108 amino acids.
AUGUCCACCAACGAGCUUGCUGUCUCUUACGCUGCCCUUAUCCUUGCUGAUGCAGAGGUUGAAAUCACUGCUGACAACCUUUUGACUUUGACUAAGUCUGCUGGUGUUACUGGUGUUGAGCCUAUUUGGGCCCAGCUUUUUUCCAAGGCUCUUAACGGACAAAACAUUCUUGAGCUUUUGACCCAAUUUUCUGCUGGUGGCGCCGGCCCCGCCGCUGCCGGCCCUGCCGCUGCUGCCUCUGGUGCUGCUGCUGAGGAGGCUGCUGAGGAAGAAGAAGAAGAAAAGGAGGAGUCUGACGAUGACAUGGGUUUCGGUCUGUUCGACUAA